AGAGGACGAAGUGCAAAAGAAGACGGAAAUAACAUUCACACGCCUGCAUUGUGUUGGAAGUUGUUUUGUUUUACUAACGUUUGAGAGCAGCUACAGCGAGCGAAUAAAGCAAGAAACAAGAGUUAGCUAUGCGCCAUUUUUAAAUUACCAGUAAGCGUUAUUAAGAUAUUUCUCAGUGGACUCGGACUGACAGCAUAAAGUAAGGAUGACUCAGUGGGAGAGACUGAGGCAGCUGCCUGCUGUGUACAGACAACAGUUACAUGAGCUCUAUGACAGGGAUGCUUUACCCAUGGAUGUUCGGCACUACCUGUCAGUCUGGAUAGAGAAGCAGGAAUGGCAACGAGCAGCACGGGAUCAUGAUUUGGCUAUGGUGCUGUUCCAGGUCCUGCUAGAGAACCUGGAUAUCCAGCACAGCCGCUUUAUUCAGGAGGAGUCAUUCUUACUCCAACACAACAUUAGACGCUAUAAACAGAAUUUUCAGAGGUACUUGAAUGACCCGUGUGCCUUGGCAAGCACAAUCCUCUGGUUUCUGGAAAAAGAGAAGGAAAUCCUGCAGAGCGCUGAUCUGGCCGAGCAGGUCAGGAUUUUGUGCGUAGAGCAGGAAGCAAUGGAGACAAGCAGCCAGCAGGACCUUGAACGUAAAAUGGCCGGCCUCAGGAAUGAAGUACAGUGCAUGGAACAUACGAUGUUAUGUUUGGAGGAGCAGCAAGAUGAGUUUGAUUUUAAAUACCAAACACACAAGAUGGAAGCUGCGGUAGAUGAGGCCGUAAAGAAAGAACAAGUGAAAGUUUUUCAGUUACUUGUCAACAAACUGAAUGAAUGUAGAAAGAGCACAUUAUCAGAUUUAAAUAAACUCUUGGACAAGGCUGAGGACCUGAUCGAAAUAUUGGUGAAGCAGGAGCUUGUGGACUGGCAGAGGAGGCAGCAGAAAGCCUACAUUGGUGCUCCAGACAAUGUUUGUCUGGAUCAGCUAGAAAACUGGUUCACUUGUGUGGCAGUGUCUGUGUUCCAGGUGCGUGAGUUUCUUGGUAAGCUGGACGAGCUGGUUGGAAAAGUGUCCUAUGCCAACGACCCUGUGAAGGCCCAAAAACCUGCACUGGAGAAGAGAGCAGAUACUCUUUUGAAAGACUUACUCAAGAGUUCCUUUGUGGUUGAGACUCAGCCAUCCAUGCCUCAGGGCAAAGGACCCCUGGUGCUCCGCACAAACGUCCAGUUCUCUGUCAAGACGAGACUUCUCGUUAAGUUUCCUGAGCUGAACCACUCCAUGAAAGUGAAUGUGUCUAUGGACAGGGAGGCUCCUCAGAUCAAAGGAUAUCGCCGUUUUAAUGUUCUGGGCACCACAACCAAAGCCUUGAACAUGGCAGAGAGCCAGAGUGGAGGCAUGGUGGCAGACUUCAGACAUCUGACUCUGAAGGAGCAGAAGUCUGGAGCUGGCGGCAAGGGAGUCAGUGAUAUCUCCCUCAGUGUCACAGAGGAGCUGCACAUCAUCUACUUCGACACUGUAUUUGAGCAGAAAGGCUUGUCAGUUAAGUUGCAGGCCUCCUCCCUCCCGGUGGUCAUCAUCUCCAACUCCAGCCAGCAGCAGAGCGCCUGGGCGUCUGUCCUCUGGUUCAACAUGCUCUGUCAGAACACCAAGGAUGUCAUGUUCUUUGCAAACUCUCCUGCAGCCCCUUGGCCGGUGUUUGGAGAGAUGUUGAGCUGGCAGUUUCUCUCUGCCACUAAACGUGGUCUGAAUGACACCCAGCUGGAGAUGAUUGCACACAAACUCUUUGGAAAGGGACAGGACUACAACACCUGCAAAGUAGCGUGGUCAAAAUUUAGCAAGGAAAAUACUCCUGACACUUUCUGGGUGUGGUUUGAUGGCAUCUUGGUGAUGGUGAAAACAUACCUUGAAGACCUGUGGAGGGAUGGCCACAUCAUGGGCUUUCUGAGCAAAGGCAAAGAGAAGUUCCUCCUGAAGAAAAAACAAAGAGGCACAUUCUUAUUGCGCUUCAGUGAAAGUGUCAUUGGAGGAAUCACCUUCUCCUGGGUGGACACCACCAUAACUGGUGAGCCGGACAUAAAGACAGUCCAGCCCUUCACCAAAGUCGACCUUUCCCAGAUCCCCUUCCAUGAAAUCAUCAGAAAUUUCCAGAUCUUAGAAGCUGAAAACAUCCCAGAAAAUCCUCUUGUUUACCUGUAUCCCAACACCCCUAAAGACGAGGCUUUCGGAAAAUACUACUCUGAUAAGAGUGGAGAUGACAGUCCUUUCAUAAAGUACAUCAAAACCAAGCUGAUGUUUGUUUCAAAGGAGAACACACUGGAGGCUAGGUCACCCAUGCCCUCUGACAUGGCACAGGGUGAAGGCCUGGAGCCAAUGAAUGGCCUGUGUGGAGAGGCAGCUGAACAAAACGAGAAUCCUCAGUGUCAGGAAAUCUAUCAACCUGAUCCCAUGCUGUCCGACUCUGUUGCAACCCCAGAGGAGGAUUUACUGAUGUAUCUCAACAACCCCAACAUCUUUGUUGACUCAGAAAUCUUGCCUGAAGGUUCGGGGCUGCCUGAUUUCAGUUUUCAAGGAUUUAAUUGCCUGUCCCCACAGUCCUGUGGAAGUAUUUUCCAAUGAGCCUACCAAACCAUUCUAUCAUUCAUCCUCAGCUUUUACUUAGCUAUUUACAUUACAACAUCCACGUCACAAAAUUGUAGUGUACGCAGCAAACUAGCAACGAGUACAUUGCGCAAACUGCACAUAAUUUAUUGUUUCAAUGUUUGUUGGGAGUCCUUUUAUGGUUGUUGUAAUGUUGCCACCUACAGCUUGAGAUAAACUACUUAAACAUGGCACUUCUUUCCUUUAAGUUAUAUGCUUUUAUAUUAACCUGCUCAUUUAAAUCAAACUGAAAUGUUAUCACCAAUAAAAGGGAAAUGAACAGUUGCAUGUUUUUUUUUUCUUUUAUUAACAACUUAAUGUUGAAUAAACAAAUGUGAGAAAUUGUUCAAUUGUUUAUGUUAAAAAAAACCCAAUAUAAAUAAAACCUAAUUCUGUGCCUCUCUA
Molecule: messenger RNA, 3028 nt
Organism: Morone saxatilis (striped sea-bass)
Lineage: Eukaryota; Metazoa; Chordata; Actinopteri; Moronidae
Gene: stat2
Product: signal transducer and activator of transcription 2
Exons: 25
Coding region: 206-2602 (798 amino acids)
Biological process (GO): cell surface receptor signaling pathway via JAK-STAT; type I interferon-mediated signaling pathway; regulation of transcription by RNA polymerase II
Molecular function (GO): RNA polymerase II cis-regulatory region sequence-specific DNA binding; DNA-binding transcription factor activity, RNA polymerase II-specific
Source: RefSeq, a predicted model, not a curated record